Molecule: messenger RNA, 2054 nt
Organism: Zymoseptoria tritici IPO323
Lineage: Eukaryota; Fungi; Ascomycota; Dothideomycetes; Mycosphaerellales; Mycosphaerellaceae
Exons: 3
Coding region: 96-1289 (397 amino acids)
Biological process (GO): S-adenosylmethionine biosynthetic process
Cellular component (GO): cytosol
Molecular function (GO): methionine adenosyltransferase activity; ATP binding
Source: RefSeq, a predicted model, not a curated record
AACCUCCCUCUCUCCAUCCUCAUUCACCCUUCCUCUGUACCUACAUCGCACACGACCUCACGCGACCUCCCUCACCACACAAUCUCUCACACACAAUGGCCAUUGCCAACGGCACCAACGGCUCCGCCCGGAGUGGAUUCCCAAAGGGCACUUUCCUCUUCACCUCCGAGUCCGUCGGUCAGGGACACCCCGAUAAGAUGGCCGAUCAGGUCUCCGACGCCGUGCUCGACGCCUGCUUGAAGGACGACCCAGCAUCCAAGGUCGCCUGUGAGACUGCCACCAAGACCGGCAUGGUCAUGGUCUUCGGCGAGAUCACCACCAAGACUCGUCUGGACUACCAAAAGGUCAUUCGUGACGCUAUCAAGGAUAUCGGAUACGAUGACUCUGCUAAGGGCUUCGACUACAAGACUUGCAACGUGCUCGUUGCCAUUGAGGAGCAGAGCCCGGAUAUCGCCCAGGGUCUCCACUACGAGGAGGUUCUCGAGAAGCUCGGUGCCGGUGAUCAGGGUAUCAUGUUCGGAUACGCCACCGACGAGACUCCUGAGAUGCUGCCGUUGACCAUCCAGCUUGCCCAUAAGCUCAACAAGACCAUGACCGAUGCUCGCAACGAUGGAAGCCUUCCAUGGCUCCGCCCCGACACCAAGACCCAGGUCACCGUCGAGUACGAGCACGAUAACGGUGCCGUCAUUCCCAAGCGCGUUGACACUGUCGUCGUGUCUGCCCAGCACAGCGAGGACAUCACCACUGAGCAGCUACGAAAGGAGAUCUUGGAGAAGGUCAUCAAGAAGGCUAUCCCAGCCCACUACCUCGACGACAAGACCGUCUACCACAUCCAACCAUCUGGCCUGUUCAUCAUCGGAGGCCCACAAGGUGACGCCGGUCUGACCGGCCGCAAGAUCAUCGUUGACACCUACGGUGGAUGGGGAGCUCACGGAGGUGGUGCUUUCUCCGGAAAGGACUACAGCAAGGUCGAUCGUUCCGCCGCCUACCUUGCCCGCUGGGUGGCCAAGUCCAUCGUCCACGCCAAGCUCGCCCGCCGCGCUCUCGUCCAGUUCUCCUACGCCAUCGGUGUGGCCGAACCUCUCUCCAUCUUCGUCGAGACCUACGGCACCUCGGACAAGACCUCCGACGAGCUCGUUGAGAUCGUCCGCAAGAACUUCGACAUGCGUCCCGGUGUCAUCGUCAAGGACCUGGACCUCGCCAAGCCCAUCUACCGCGAGACGGCCAAGAACGGCCACUUCACCAACCAGAACUUCACCUGGGAGAAGCCAAGAACUCUCAAGUUCUAGGUGGGUGAAACCAUACAAAAUUUCGAGGAAAACAUUGUUCAACAUUAGACAAGCCCCCACCAUCCGCUCGGCCUCGCGAUUCAAUCUCGCGCAGAGUCGGAGCCAUGCAUAGUCGGGUUCAUUCAUUGAGGCUCCACCCUCAGCCCGCAACGACCAGCAGUCGCAAUUUCUCGAUUCCCAGUCGAGGAAAGAGGAUAUACCAACGACGACGAUGACGGCGUUUGUUUUAGAGAGAAAAGCAAGAAUUAUGAUAUAAGAAAAGUUUUGGAAGGAGGAGAAAGAGGAUAGAGCGCAAGUGAUACCCCGAAGAGGCCUCUGCUCAAGGCUCGAAAGAAUGGUUGUGGUUAUUUUGGUUUUUAUUCAACAUAGAGAUCUCGAGCAGAGGCUAACGAGACAUAUCUCUCCGGCUGUCCGAUCAUCUCGGCGGUUUGGAAAACACAAUGGCACAUGCGAACAGCAUGUUUGCUGUGCGAGAAGGAAACUUCGGGACGACGACAAGAUUACGCGAUUGGACAUCAAACGAUAGACCGCUGGCCGAGAGUCUUUCUCGGCGCGAAGUGUUUUUGGGGCAGGCAGAUGUGUUCAACCAUCCAUCUCUGCUGCUCCGAUUCAUUUCGCUGCCUUGGCUUGGUCGGCCCUCUCGUUCACCUGGCUUCUAUCGCGUCCGCGUCCUUCAUCUUCUCUUCUUUCUUUUCUUCUACUAGAUCAGUGAUAGCAUCCGCGACACCAGCGGGAUACAAUCGCAGAUUUUCUUGGAGACUCUCG